Penicillium canescens is the source of this 1179-nucleotide messenger RNA. RefSeq names its product agmatinase. The record is from RefSeq and is a predicted model, not a curated record. The transcript has 9 exons. Bases 1 to 1179 code for a protein of 392 amino acids. Lineage: Eukaryota; Fungi; Ascomycota; Eurotiomycetes; Eurotiales; Aspergillaceae. Gene Ontology annotation, molecular function: agmatinase activity; metal ion binding.
AUGCUGUCCUCUAUCGCAGGCCUUCUUGCCCUCUCUGUCCUGGCUGCAGGGCAUGGGGACCAUAGCCAAACUCCAUUGGCCGGUCCUCACCAAAGCCUUUGGUACAAUACUCUACCAGGCGAUGGCGGUACCCAAGCCGACUCCGUCUUCUCAGGAAUCUCAACCUUCGGCCGCCUACCUUACUUCCCAUGCCUGUCGAGCGAAGCUGAGAAGUACGAUAUCGCAUUCCUAGGAGCCCCUUUUGACACCGGAACCUCUUACAGACCAGGUGCCCGCUUCGGACCUAGCGGCAUCAGACAAGGUUCUCGCCGCCUCAAUCUCUACGGUGGCUACAAUGUACCGUUGCAGGCGAACCCGUUCGAUAGCGAUAUGCGGAUUUUGGAUUGUGGUGACGUGCCAGUUACUUCCUACGACAAUGCAUGGGCUAUCCAGCAAAUUGAGGAAGGACAUAACAGUAUCCUGAUGCGCAAGCCUUUCACCGAUGCCGAUAAAUUGGGACUCUCGAGGGCUGGUAAGACUCUUCCUCGUGUUAUUACACUUGGCGGAGAUCACACUAUUACAUUGCCCCUGCUGCGGAGUAUUAAUAAGGCUUAUGGGCCUGUGACCGUUAUUCAUUUUGAUAGUCACUUGGAUUCGUGGAAACCCAAGGUCUUUGGCGGCUCGCCUAGCCAGGUUGCUGCUAUUAACCACGGGACAUACUUCUAUCAUGCUGCUAUGGAGGGACUGUUGAAGAACGACACUAACAUCCAUGCUGGAAUUCGUACCACGCUUUCAGGUCCGUCUGACUAUGAGAAUGAUGGAUAUUGUGGAUUUGAGAUUGUUGAGGCCCGAGAGAUUGAUACAAUUGGGACGGAUGGCAUUAUCAAGAAGAUCCGCGACCGUGUUGGAACAGACAACACCGUCUAUCUUUCAAUUGAUAUUGACACGUUGGAUCCUGCUUUCGCACCGGCCACCGGUACCCCAGAGACUGGCGGAUGGUCCACGCGCGAACUGCGGACUAUCAUUCGUGGCCUGGACGGACUGAACUUUAUUGGUGCGGAUAUUGUCGAGGUGGCUCCGGCGUAUGAUACCAAUGCGGAGUUGUCAACUAUGGCUGCCGCCGAUGUGCUGUACGAGGUGCUUACGAUCAUGGUAAAGAAGGGACCCCUUUCUAUUGGCGAGUCCCAUGAGCAGCUGUGA